Molecule: messenger RNA, 575 nt
Organism: Rubroshorea leprosula
Lineage: Eukaryota; Viridiplantae; Streptophyta; Magnoliopsida; Malvales; Dipterocarpaceae
Source: the annotation of a GenBank genome assembly
UCCUCAUCUCAAGCACUCCCCUGCAUCCCCUGCAUAUCUGUGAAUCUGCCUCCUCCUCAUUCUUCUUAUCAUUUCUAAAGUUCCUAAGUAACCAUGGGUGUCUUCACUUAUGAAAUGGAGGUCACUACUGCUGUUACCCCAGCUAGGAUCCAAUUCAAGUAUGUGAAGCACAAGAUUGAUGGAGUAGACAAAGAGAACUUCACAUACAGUUACAGUGUUGUAGAAGGUGAUGCUUUGAUGAACACCCUUGAGAAGAUCUGUUACGAGACCAAGUUCAUGGCUGCCGCAGAUGGAGGUUCCAUCUGCAAGAGCAGCAGCAAGUAUUAUGCCAUUGGUGACAUAGAGAUCAGGGAAGAAGAUGUCAAGACCGGCAAAGAAAAGGCCUUGGGAUUGUUCAAGGCUGUUGAAGGCUACCUCCUGGCAAAUCCUGAUGCCUACAACUAAGGAAACCUUCUUAAUUAGUCUUUUGGCUUGUUAAAGUGGUCUGCUCUUUCUUUAUUUCCUUUACAUUGAAGAGUGCAUUUGGAUGUUAUACCAUUCUGCAUAACAAUAAUUAAUGAAAAUCAUCAUUAUCU